This is a messenger RNA of Cucurbita moschata (crookneck pumpkin), 886 nucleotides long. RefSeq names its product putative F-box protein PP2-B12. Gene Ontology annotation, molecular function: protein binding. The transcript is spliced from 3 exons. The record is from RefSeq and is a predicted model, not a curated record. Lineage: Eukaryota; Viridiplantae; Streptophyta; Magnoliopsida; Cucurbitales; Cucurbitaceae. Bases 60 to 860 code for a protein of 266 amino acids.
GAUGAUUUUGUAGAAGAGAAACUUGAGAAAAAGAGAGAAAAAGAUCAGCCAAAUCGGAGAUGGACAUCAACCAGCUGCCGGUGGAGUGCAUCGCUGCCAUUCUGGCUUUCACCUCGCCGAAGGACGCCUGCAGAUCCGCCACCGUCUCGCCGGCUUUCAGAUCCGCCGCCGAUUCCGAAGCUCUGUGGACCACUUUUCUGCCGUCCGAUUACCGGCAGAUUAUUUCUCAGGCUUCGUCCCCAUCUACGACGUCGUUUCUGAAUUCCUUGUCCAAAAAGGCUCUCUACUUCCAUCUCUGCGAUCAUCAGCUUCUCAUCGGCUCUGGAAAUUCGAGUUUUGUGUUGGAGAAAGAGAGCGGCAAGAAAUGCUAUAUGAUAGGAGCAAGAGAUCUAGAGAUAAUUUGGGGAAAUUCAACACAAUAUUGGACUUGGAAUCCCAACCCUAUAUCAAGGUUUUCUGAAGUGGCUGAGUUGCAAAUGGUAUGGUGGCUUGAGAUCAAAGGGAGAAUAGAGGCUAGAAAUUUAAGUCCCCAAACCAACUACGCAGCGUACCUUGUGUUCAAGCUUGUAGAAGAUCGUUACCAGCGUCGUGGUUUUCGUGAGAGACCAGUUUUAUUGCGAGUUUAUUUUGAAGGGGCGGAGGUUGAAGAAGGGAAGACUGCAAUUUUGGACCCUCGUGAAGGAUCCCUUGUGGCUUUUGAAGAAAGAGCGGACGGGUGGAUGGAGAUUGAAAUGGGUGAAAUCUUCAAUGAAUUAGGAGACGAUGGCUCAAUUAUUUUUCAUUUGAAAGAGUUCCAUAACUUUAUAACUAAGAGUGGGUUAAUUGUUGAAGGAAUCGAGAUUAGGCCUAAAAAUGAUUAAUUAAGUAGUGUUAUUGUAAUUGAGAU